Molecule: messenger RNA, 2316 nt
Organism: Cololabis saira (Pacific saury)
Lineage: Eukaryota; Metazoa; Chordata; Actinopteri; Beloniformes; Belonidae
Product: GTPase IMAP family member 4-like
Exons: 2
Coding region: 82-1215 (377 amino acids)
Molecular function (GO): GTP binding
Source: RefSeq, a predicted model, not a curated record
CAUGCUGGAGACAUUUCGUGAUCACACAGAUCUGUUUUUCACUUGAGCUGAAGAAUCUACGCUGCUCUCUUCAACCCAAACAUGGAAGAACAUCAUUUCAACACCAACAUGACCAGAAACUUUGGAUCCAACCUCAUGAAUGAUGCUGAGCUGAGGAUCGUGAUGGUGGGGAGGACUGGAGUAGGGAAGAGUGCUACUGGGAACACCAUUCUGGGAUGGUGCCGCUUUCAGUCCAAGUGCAGUCCGAAGUCUUUGACUGUGGAUUGUUCUAAAGAUAAAACUGUGGUGGAUGGACAAACAGUUGCUGUCAUUGACACCCCGGGCCUGUUUGACACCAGGUUUGGUCAGGAGAAGACAACCAAAGAUUUGAGCCAGUGUGUCACCUAUGCUGCUCCUGGACCCCAUAUCUUCCUGGUGGUCAUUGCUCUGGGCAGGUUCACUGAAGAGGAAAAGCAAACGGUGCAGAGGAUUCAAGAUAUCUUUGGCCAGGCUGCUGACAAAUACAGCAUGGUCCUCUUCACUCAAGGAGACGUCCUUGAAGACACCACUAUUGAAGAAUUCCUAUCUGAGAGUCCAGAGUUACAGGAGCUUGUAGCCAGAUGUAACGGCCAGUACCAUGUCUUCAACAACAAGCUGAAAGAUAAGAAACCUCAAGUCACUCUGCUGCUCCAGAAGAUCAGAAAUAUCGUGCAGAAGAACGGAGGAAGCCAUUACACCAACGAGAUGUUCCAGGAGGCCGAGAGGGCAAUUGAAGAGAAAAAACAAAGCAUAUUGAGAGAGAAGGAAGAGAAAAUCCGUAGAGAGAAAGAAGAACUGGAGAGAAAAGUGAAAGAAAAGUAUGAAAAAGAGAUGGAGAAAAUCAACAAGCAACUCCAGGCUGAGAGAGAGAGGGAAAAGAAGGAGAGAGAGGAGGAGAGGAAGAGGAUGAAGGAGGAGAUGGAUGAGGAGAAAAAAAGAGAGAGGGAGAGGAGAGAUGCAGAAAGAGAGAAGGAGAGAGAGGAUAGACAAAAAGAGUUGUCAGUUAUGAUGGGUAAAUUAAAAGAGCAGCAGGAACAGGAAGUCAGAGAGCAAAAGGAGAAACUGCAGUCCAAAUAUGAGACUGAGGCCAGAACAGAAGCUGAGGAGGGAAAUCCUUUCUAUCACCUGAUACAAGCUGGGAAGCACGUUGUUGGUUUUGUUAAAAGCCUGGGUAGUUUGCUACCGUGGCGCAAAUAGUGCAGCCGUCUCACAGUAAGAAGGUCCUGGGUUCAAUUCCCGCCGGGGACGCUGUGGGCGCUGAGUGCAUGUUAAGUUCCCCCAUGACUUCAGCGCCCACACCCUGGGUGGGGUUGGCGAAAGGGCCUUUCUGUGUGGAGUUUGCAUGUUCUCCCCGUGUUCCCUUGGGUAGCUAAUGGGAGCUACCCUCACAAAAACAUGCACACAGUCCUGGGCUAUACAGUGCCCCCUCUGGCCAACCGGGGCGCCAGAUGGGGUGGGGAGGAUCUGGCCGGAAUAACGUGAUCCUUCCACGUGCUACGUCCGGCCGGAGAAACCCCACCCUGUCUGGUGAAAAGAAGCUGCUCACUCCUCAGGAUAAGGAGGAGACCUGAGCUCAGUGCAGGGCCCUCCCGGGGUUGGUAGAGGGAGCAAUGCCCAGGACUGUCACUUAGGUAGGAGCAAAAUGGGGGAAAAAAUCAGGAUAUAAAAAAAGAAAAAACAGCCUGUUUAAAUAAAAUAGUUGAAAAUAGCAUCUGCUGGUGAAACAUGGUGAACCGGUGGUUACUGCUUAAAACAGGAAGCACGUUCAAAGUUGGCUACAGGAAUUUACCAGCUUAAAACACCUGCUCAGAAACAAUAUAAAAUGUAGAAGUUAAACUUCACCUACAGAUAUAUAAAGACCUCCUUUUUUCCCUCUCUAGUUAUCCUUUGUAAUUAUAGUGACAGAAAUACAGCUACAGUAGAUGCUUUGUGACGAUAAAGUCACUACUAGUUUCAUAGUCUUUCCAUUUUAAUAAUCAUUGCUGUGGUUAUUUGCUAAUUAUUCAUAUUUUUAGACCACAUUUUCUGUAAUAAAAUACUUUGGUUGCUCAGGUUUUCUGGUUCAUAACUAUGUUCAUCACUAGAACAAUGUUUUCACAUGAUUUGAUGUGUGAUUGACAGCUCUUAGAUCUUGCUGUUAUGUGUUGAGCUUUUUUUGGUAUUUUAUGUAACAGUGUUAGCCAGAUUUUUUUUAAUCUGUCUUUCAAUAGUUUUUAAUUAAGGUCUUCAUGUUAUGUUUUGUGAUCAUCACUGAUCUUUUCAUGAUUAACAAUUGAAAUAAAGAUGCAAAUAUUACAA